This is a messenger RNA of Budorcas taxicolor (takin), 1494 nucleotides long. RefSeq names its product interleukin 17 receptor B (gene IL17RB). Bases 1 to 1494 code for a protein of 497 amino acids. The transcript has 11 exons. NCBI's taxonomy places the organism in Eukaryota, Metazoa, Chordata, Mammalia, Artiodactyla, Bovidae. The record is from RefSeq and is a predicted model, not a curated record. Gene Ontology annotation, molecular function: interleukin-17 receptor activity.
AUGUUGCUAGUACUGCUGAGCCUGGCCGCGCUGUGCUGGGGGGCCGUGCCUCCGGAGCCGACAAUUCAGUGUGGCUCUGAACCCGGACCGUCUCCAGAGUGGAUGGUCCGACACACCCUGACCCCAGGAGACCUGAGGGACCUCCGAGUGGAACCUAUUAAAAGCAGUGCUGACCUGGAGGACUCUUCAAUUUUGAUGAACAUAAGCUGGAUACUCCGGGCAGAUGCCAGCAUCCGCUUGUUGAAGGCCACCAAGAUCUGCGUGAUGGGCAAAAGCCACUUCCAGUCCCGCAGCUGCAUCAGGUGCAAUUACACCCAGGCGUUCCACACUCAGACCAGACCCUCUGGUGGCAAAUGGACGUUUUCCUACAUUGGUUUUCCUGUCGAGCUGAACACAGUCUAUUUCAUUGGAGCCCAUAACAUCCCCAAUGCAAAUAUGAAUGAGGACGGCCCCUCCAUGGCUGUGAACUUCACCUCCCCAGGGUGCCUGGACCACUUAAUGAAAUAUAAAAAAAAAUGCAUCGAGGCAGGAAGCCUGUGGAAGCCGAACAUCACCGCUUGCAAGAAGAGCGCGAACACGGUGGAAGUGAAUUUUACCACCAGUCCCCUUGGAGACAGAUACAUGGCGCUCAUCCAAAAUACCUCCGUGAUUGGGACUUCCUAUGUGUCAGAGAAGGAACUAACUCGAACUUCCGUGGUGGUCCACGUGACUGGGGAAAGUGAAGGUGCUGUGGUCCAGCUGACUCCGUAUUUCCAUACCUGUGGCAACGACUGCAUCCGACAAAGAGGAACCGUGGUGCGGUGCCCACAAACGGGAGUCUCUCCUCAGGAUCAUGAGAGAAGUGUGCUGGGUGGCUGGCUGCCUCUCCUCCUGUCCGCUCUCCUUGUGGCCACAUGGGUGCUGGUGGCUGGCAUCUAUCUGAUCUGGAGGCACGAAAGGAUCAAGAAGACUUCCUUCUCAACUACCACACUACUGCCCUCUCUUAAGGUUCUUGUGGUUUACCCUUCUGAAAUAUGCUUCCAUCACACAGUUUGUUACUUCACUGAAUUUCUUCAAAACCGCUGCAGAAGUGAAGUUAUCCUUGAAAAGUGGCAGAAAAAGAAAAUAGCCGAGAUGGGUCCCGUGCAGUGGCUCACCACUCAGAAGCAAGCAGCGGAUAAGGUCAUUUUCCUUCUUUCCAAUGAUAACACCAUGUGUGAUGGUACCUGUGACAAGAAGGAGGGCGGCCCCUGUGAGAACUCCCAAGACCUGUUCCACCUCGCCUUUAACCUCUUCUGCAGUGAUCUGAGAAGCCAGACUCAUCUGCGCAAGUAUGUGGUGGUCUACUUCAGAGAGGGUGACAUCAAAGACAGCUACAGUGCGCUCAGUGUCUGCCCCACGUACCGCCUCAUGAAGGACGCUACAGAUUUCUGUGCAGAGCUUCUCCAUGCCAAGCAGCAUGUGUCAGCGGGGAGAAGGUCACGCGCCCGUCACUACAGCUGCCUCUCCCUGUAG